Messenger RNA from Anoplopoma fimbria (sablefish), 1729 nucleotides. It is a transcript of the gene cplane2, whose product is annotated as ciliogenesis and planar polarity effector 2. Bases 159 to 914 code for a protein of 251 amino acids. The transcript has 5 exons. Gene Ontology annotation, molecular function: GTP binding; GTPase activity. NCBI's taxonomy places the organism in Eukaryota, Metazoa, Chordata, Actinopteri, Perciformes, Anoplopomatidae. The record is from RefSeq and is a predicted model, not a curated record.
UUAAAGCACUUUAUGAUGAUAAAAGACUGUUACCAGUAUUUUUACACUAACACUGGUUUAACGAACCGUCUCGUGCCGCUACAGUGUGACUUGUUUGAUGAAACACUGACUGUAGCAGUGUGAUGCUAACUUUAGCUGAGCAGCAUAACUAGCACAACAUGGCACGAGUUCCUCCUUCCUCCGGGUCAGUCGUAGUAGCUGACUGGCAUCAAUGUAAAGACAGCAAAGAAUAUUUCAGCAAAAUUCUGCACAAGAAGAGACGCAAAAAAUUCGGCCUCUUGGAGUCCCCGGUGAUGCCCCCACAUGUAGCUGUGGACACAGUUCACUAUAAGAUCUUCCUCUCUGGCAAGAGUGGAGUCGGGAAAACUUCUCUUGCUGCACGUCUUGCAGGCCUGAAUAUUCCUAACUUGCACUAUGAAACCACAGGUAUUGAAACGACGGUGGUGUAUUGGCCGGUGAAGUUGAGAGAGAAUGGUAGAGUGCUUUUCUUCCGUCUGCAGCUGUGGGACUGUGGAGAGAACACUUUGCGUAGAUUUGACCAUUUGCUUCCAGCCUGUAAGGAGCAGGUGGAUUGCGUCCUUUUCCUAUUCUCCUUCACUGACAGAACAUCCUUUGACGAUCUGUCAAAUCAAAUUACUAAAUGGACCGGGACAUCUGUGGGACGUGUUGUGAAAAUGGUGGUUGGCACCAAAUUUGACCUUUUCAUGCACUGUGAUGUGCCGGAGAGAGACGUGAGGGACUUCCAGGAGACGUGGAACUUACGAGUGCUGCGUGUGGGCGGGGAGGUCAGUGACGGGCUGGGUGACGUAGCGCCACUUCUCAACUGCCUGGCGGAGAAUCUGUGGCAUCAGGACUGUGUUACAGCUGGAUCAGCCAGCCAUCGUUCACAGCAGGAGACAGUGACUCUCCUUUAAGGGGACAUAUCGUGACUUCACUUUCUCAGUGCUUGUGCACAUACAUUUGGGUAUCCGGAGUGCCUACCAACCUACAACACAACAAGGUUUCUUGGCUGCCUAUAUCAGACCAGCAAUUCACCUAACCGUUCAGAUUUCACUCCACUCCCAAUGUCACAUGCAGGCUAAUUAGAAUAUACUGCUCUCCAUCUAAGUAUCUCCUGCCAUGGAUUAAGAAGUACUUUUUUCCCCAAAGGUGUGCUAUAUUUUUCUCGCAAGCCAAUUACAGCAGGAUGUUUUUUCAGGAGAGGGGUUUUAAGAAAAUCUGAAAAUUAGCAUAUGAUGUCCCCUUUAAUACUGAACAUGAUUUUUUUCAGUCAGUUGAGUUCAAGUCGACUGUAGGGUCCAGGUAAGGUCACAUCUGGGUGACUGCCUUUGUGGGAUUGCAACAGAUUUUCCGGAUUUGUCAGGAUGAGGACUGAAGCUGCUGUUGAGAUUAAAUGGAUUAUCCUCUAAUGCUGUAAUCCCUGCUGUGUGUUUUAAAAUACCCACCUUAUGUUAGCAGGGUGUUCGAUCAAUAUCAUGAUAUGAGACCAGCUAUUGUCUGGUACUAUUGGUUAAACUAAUGUGAUAAAGCUAGAAUGUGUAAUCAGCUUGCUUUUCCAUAAGGCCUUUUUACAGAUUUCAUGGAUUCCUGUUAAUGUCAUUUAAAAAGCACCAGCACAGUCAAAACAUCAUUGCUGUGAGAUUAUGUAUUAAAUAUUUUGUCAGUAUUUCACAUUGAGAAGAUCAGGGCUGUUUUUGUCAAGGUCACUUGUUAAUAUCUUUUUUCAGUU